Terrapene triunguis (Three-toed box turtle) is the source of this 2731-nucleotide messenger RNA. It is a transcript of the gene PITX1, whose product is annotated as paired like homeodomain 1. The record is from RefSeq and is a predicted model, not a curated record. Gene Ontology annotation, cellular component: nucleus. Lineage: Eukaryota; Metazoa; Chordata; Testudines; Emydidae. Gene Ontology annotation, biological process: anatomical structure morphogenesis; regulation of transcription by RNA polymerase II. Gene Ontology annotation, molecular function: DNA-binding transcription factor activity, RNA polymerase II-specific; RNA polymerase II cis-regulatory region sequence-specific DNA binding. The transcript is spliced from 3 exons. The coding region runs from base 424 to 1341 and encodes 305 amino acids.
UUUGCAGGAGGUUCUUCCAACUCGAUUAGGCUGAGUGAGCGCUAGAUGGGGUGAUAUAUUAGCGAGACUGGGAGGUUUUAACCUUAAGUGGGAGGAGCUCGCUUUAACUACAGGCAUUUGUUCUAGGGCAGGUCGCUUUAAUCUCUUUAGUUUGAAACUAUCCAACUCGCAACCCGCAUUUUUCUACCAGGGAUCUUUACCACUUUCAUGCAUACGCGGUUGGACCGGUGCAGCUAUUGCAAAGCAAAGACAAUCGGGCUUCUAGGCAUUUCUCAAAGCUCUUCUUCUGACUCUUUGAAAAUAACAAUAAAGUAAAGCAAUCCAUAACUAGUACUAAGUGGAUUUUCAGACCUUGAUAUAUAUAUAUAUAUAUAUUGUGGAAUAAACACCUGCAUAAACCAAAAUCAACCCAGCCUCCUUGCCAUGGAUUCCUUUAAAGGUGGGAUGAAUUUGGAAAGACUGCCAGAGAGUUUAAGACCCCAGCCUUCCCAUGACAUGGCUUCCAGCUUCCAUUUGCAAAGAUCUUCUGAAUCCAGAGAUCCGAUGGAGAAUUCAGCCAGUGAAUCGUCAGAUACAGAAAUCCCAGAAAAAGACCGGAGCGGCGAACAGAAGAGCGAAGAUGGAAACCCUGACGAUCCGGCGAAGAAGAAGAAACAGAGGCGGCAAAGAACUCAUUUCACCAGCCAGCAGUUGCAGGAGUUGGAAGCCACUUUCCAGAGGAACCGCUACCCGGACAUGAGCAUGAGAGAGGAGAUCGCUGUGUGGACCAAUCUCACCGAGCCCAGAGUCAGGGUCUGGUUCAAAAACCGCCGAGCCAAGUGGAGAAAGCGGGAGCGCAACCAGCAGAUGGACCUGUGCAAGAACGGCUACGUGCCCCAGUUCAGCGGCCUCAUGCAGCCCUACGAUGACAUGUACCCCGGCUACCCCUACAACAACUGGGCCACCAAGAGCCUGACCCCGGCGCCGCUCUCCACCAAGAGCUUCACCUUCUUCAACUCCAUGAGCCCCCUGUCCUCGCAGUCCAUGUUCUCCGCCCCCAGCACCAUCUCCUCCAUGAGCAUGCCCUCCAGCAUGGGCCACUCGGCCGUGCCCGGCAUGGCCAACGCCAACCUCAACAACAUCAACAACCUCAGCAACAUCAGCGGCUCCUCCCUCAACUCUGCCAUGUCCUCCCCCGCCUGCCCCUACGGGCCGCCGGGCUCGCCCUACAGCGUGUACAGAGACACUUGCAACUCCAGCUUGGCCAGUCUCAGACUGAAAUCCAAGCAGCACUCCACUUUCGGGUACAGCAGUUUGCAAAGCCCAGGAUCUAGUCUAAACGCCUGCCAGUAUAACAGCUGACGGACUAACAAGGGCCCAAGCAGCGUGAGAGAGGAAGCUCUGGGGGCUUGGUAACAAACCAAACAAACACGGACCAGAAAUCUUUUGCAAGAGACGCCAAAAUCUAAUACACGGAUGAGUUGCAAUUUUCCUCUGGAUUAUGCGGGUUGUAUGUGUUUACUUGAACUUGCACAGGAGUUUCUAAAGCGUCCACUUUAUUAUAGAGCUGAAGAGUGGAAGGGGAAGCCGGGGGUGGAUGGAUGGUGGUAAAGGUUGGGGCUGUGCUGCCCAGUUUGUGGUAGGGGAAGAGGUUUGGUUAAUGUUUACCACUGACAACAAAAAAAAGUUACGUGCAGAAUAAAUUCUGCGGGAAUAUGGUUAAAAUAUUAGGUAUGAAACUAUUAAAAAAAAACUUAAAGACAAGGUUCAACCACUUAAAUAAGGUUCUAUUUAUAUCUGCCGUUACAUUGUGCCAGAUCAUUGUGCUUGGCCGUUGAAUAAAAUGUUUUUAAAAUGCAUGAUUCUUGAUGUUUUUUCUUUAGUUGAAAGCUACGAUCCAGUCAUUCCUAGGACUAAGCAAGCUACAGGUUCCUACCUCUCUAGCCUUUCCAAAGGACUGCAGUAUCGCCUUUUCUGAGAAGAGCACAAAAAAGAAACUGGGCAGCCUUUUCUCCAUCCAAAAUCUUAGCCUGAUAAUGAAAUUAUCAGUCAUCUUUACUUAAAAAGUGUUUUUCUAAAAAAAAAAAAAAAAAAUUCUAGAGAGUCUAGAAAAAAAACACUAAGGACAAAAAAUGGACUGUCAUUAAGUGAAUCCUGAUACUGCAUCUCUACUAAAGACACGGAGCGAGUCUCGAAUGAUGAAAGGUUGCUUAGCAAUUCUGAAAAGUUACUUGUUUUUCUAGAUGUGAAGGAAGAACAAGGAACCAAAAAUAAUCUUAAGGUGUUAUGAUGUAAAUGUAGAUGCUUGUUGGCAAAAAAAAAUGGAAAUGAUAAAUAUGAUCUUUUAAAUAUUAAUACGCAUACAAAACGCAUAUGAAGUUUAAUUGCAGGCAUAUUUGUUGCUUAUUUUUGUCGAUACUUAUUACCUGUAGAUGACAAAGAAACAUAAUAUAAAAUGCACAAGGUAUGUCCUUUCCCAGUGUAUUUCACAUCUGUGGUAAACGUAACGCUGGAUGUUUCAAUAAUGCUGUUGUGGAUAAGGAUGCAGUAUAUAUUGUUUUAUAAGUUAUGUUUUGUGAUUUUUUUUUUCAAAAUUAAAAGCAUGGGAAUAAAAAACAAACUCUAGCAAUGCUUUUAAUGUUCUUUUCUGGCUAUAUUUAUGAUAUAUCUCAACUUAUAAUAAUAAUAAAAAACCUUAUAGUUUAUUCGAAAUUCAACAUCCAACAUUACCAUUCCGGGGAGUUGGCUUUUA